UUGGGAACGACAGAGCUUUGAGACAAAGGCAUUAAAAAAUUUCACCUGCCUAAUUUAUUACGAGCCUCGCAAGUUCGAAGCUGCAUUUUUAAUACCUAUUUAAUGUCAGAAGAGUUUUAAACUUUAUCAUAGAAAUUUCAUGUUAGAACAUAACUUACCUACUUAGUAUUGUUUUACAUGCAGCCACAGUAAAUAACCAGUACAAUUUGAUAGCGUUCUGCAUCUAUGUUCAUAUCUCAUCAACAGAUUGGUAACAAUCCACCGGGGAAAGAAGAUGAUCAAAUUUCGUCAAAAAUCAGUGCUAUAGCGAAGAAAUUUUCAAAAACUGCAAAUAGUUGGUGACACUGAAACCUCAAUGAGAAACGAGGCCACAGGGAUUUCAAUUCAACACUCCUUUUUUUCUCACCUGCCUCAUUGUUGUGCUUAGUGCUGCCACACUCUUGUGCUUUCAACCAUGCAUGUGGCAUCCGUGCCAUUCGAGCAUUGGCUAUCAGGUUCACAAUGGAGAUAGCAUUCAAUCAGGGAUCCAGUUCAACUAACAAUCAUUCUUUCCUAUUCACCAUAUUACUAGCAACGAUGAUAUGGUCCCAACUACCUCGUCAGUCACGGGCUAAGAAGGAUUGGGACUUAACGACUAUGGACCCCAAUGUUACGCUCGGUUGGGGCCCGAAGGAGGUAUAUCCAUUCAGCAUCGACUACGCCUUGAAGCAGUGUAAAAUCGUGCCGAUGAUCAUAGAUAAAUCACCGAAGCAUUUACUAGAGGUUUUGUAUGAGGAUGAAACCAUUGUAGACUUAGGAGUCUAUCUGCGACCAGAUGAUAUGCUAUUUGAGCCCAAAAUGAUUACAUGGCCUGACGGAGGAGAAUAUUACUACACUUUAAUUAUUGCAGAUGCUGAUUUCCCUGCUCGGGUUGAUUACUCCGAUAGUCAGUAUUUGCUAUUUAUGGUCGUGAAUGCUCACAAUGGAACGUGGAGAGAAGAAGAUGUGAUUGUGCCAUACAUAGGACCCGAGCCAGAUUUGGAUUCAGGUCCGCAACAACAGUCGACGGCAGAAUUUUGUCGUGAGGAAGUUCACUAAAAAAUACAAUCUAGGGCAGCCACACGCGAUUAAUUUUUUUUUCGUAGAAAACUGGGAUUUUGUGGACACGGAACCGAGUGAUCUGGCACUGUCUGGUCUGCAAGCAAUGGAGAACUCAAUGGAUUUAUUUGAUGAAAUACAAAUGAGACUCGAAAACGGCGAGGAGUUCGAAGACGACGAGGAGGAGUUUAAAUAGUUCUCCUUAAAAUUGUUUUUUCUCUACAAAUGUUGUAUUAAGAUUUAGAGAACAAAAUACUUCGUGACGGAAUUGAAUUGUUAGAGGAGGAUGAUUCAUCAAUAAAAUGAAACAUUGGUUACA
Bemisia tabaci is the source of this 1396-nucleotide messenger RNA. Lineage: Eukaryota; Metazoa; Arthropoda; Insecta; Hemiptera; Aleyrodidae. The record is from RefSeq and is a predicted model, not a curated record.